CCCACGGCCACGGCCACAUCCCGCCGCGAGAGGGGGCGGAGCAAGCGUAAGCGACUGACACGCGCAGGCUCAGCUACUCAACCCGGAGCCGCUUGCUCUGGCCGGCGCCGGUAGGUUGCUGCUGAGGUGAGGGCCGGGCGGAGCAGGGCGGUCCCCGCCGUCUGGGCGUAGGCCUGGGACCCCUGUCCGCGAAAGCUGCACCUCAGGGCUCCUCGCGUUCAUUCUGUGGCCUCUUGGCCUGGACUGCUCUGUGGUUCUUGUCCCGCCCACACCUUUUCCCGGCCGGUCCGAGGCCCAAGGCCACCUUGGGCCGCCGUGCGCCGAGGCCGUGCAGCUGAGGAAGGGCGCGGAGUCACCUUUAACUCCACCCUGUUGCCUAGGCCGCCCGCGCCGUCCAGCAGCAAACUUUGGCGUCCCUUAAGUUGCAGAGGUGCGUAACCUCUGUGAGGCGGUGGUAGAAGAGAAGGGGCCGAGCAACUGAGCGAAGCUCCAGCGAUCCGAAGCCGGGAGCCAAGAGCUGGGAGGCAGCGCCCGUCUUCCGCACGGAGCUGCGGCCUGCCCUCCGCACUUCCCCCAAGUUUUGCGGCACUGGAGCACUUGGCCCUUGCUGCACUGGAUGCCAUGAGUUGUUAAAAGCCUGCCCGAGAAGCUGCCUUGGGGUGUGGUGUGGGGGGCCCAGCGCCAUGUCGGACCUGCUGCUACUGGGCCUUGUUGGGGGCCUGACUCUACUGCUGUUGCUGACCCUGCUGGCCUUUGCCGGGUACUCAGGCCUGUUGACUGGGGUGGCAGUGAGUGCUGGUUCAUCCCUCAUCCACAACAUCACUGUGGCCUACAAGUUCCAUGUGGGGCCCUAUGGCGACACUGGGCGGCUUUUCACUGAGAGCUGCAGCAUCUCCCCCAAGCUCCGCUCCAUUGCUGUCUAUUAUGACAACCCUCACACGGUGCCCCCUGAGAAGUGCCGCUGUGCAGUGGGCAGCAUCUUAAGUGAAGGUGAAGAGUUGCCUUCCCCUGAACUGAUCUGUCUCUACCAGAAAUUUGGCUUCAAGAUAUUUUCCUUCCCAGCACCCAGCCAUGUGGUAACAGCCGCCUUCCCUUACACCACUGCCCUGUCCAUCUGGCUGGCUGCCCACCGGGUCCAUCGUGCCUUGGACACCUACAUCAAGGAGCGGAAGCUGUGUGCCCACCCUCGGCUAGAGAUCUACCAGCAAGACCAGAUCCAUUUCAUGUGCCCACUGGCACGGCAGGGAGACUUCUAUGUGCCAGAAGUGAAGGAGACAGAGCGGAAAUGCCGGGGUCUUGUGGAGGCCAGUGAUACCCAAGUGGAUGAUGCAGGAGCUGACACAAUGAGUGACACCAGUUCUGUAAGCCUGGAGGUGAGCCCUGGCAGUCGGGAUACGUCAGCCACCACUCUGUCCCCUGGGGUGAGCAGCCGAGGCUGGGAUGAUGGUGAUCACCGCAGCGAGCACAGUUACAGCGAGUCAGGCGCCAGUGGCUCAUCCUUUGAGGAGCUAGACCUGGAGGGAGAGGGGCCCUUGGGAGAGUCACGGCUGGAACCUGAGGACAAACCUCUAGGAGCCACUUCAGGACCUCAGUUCCCCUGAGAAGGGUGAGGAGUAUUCUGUGACCUGCAACCUCCUGUGAUACAGUUGCUAAGGAACUGAGCAAGCUCUCCAGCCCGUUUUCUCCGUUCCUUCUCCAGACUGAUCUGGGGGUCACUGGGGGUCUGACCUCUCCCACCCUAGGUCUGUAGCUAAGCCCUUUUGGCCUCCAAGGCCAAAGAUGCCAAGGACUAUUUACAUCACCCCUUGGACUGCCACCCCUGUCAUCUUUUUUCAGACUCACAUUGGAGCUUCCAGAAUCCAGAAUAAAACAAAUGAUUUUCUUGUUUCAUCUUGA
Fukomys damarensis (Damara mole-rat) is the source of this 1896-nucleotide messenger RNA. RefSeq names its product testis expressed 264, ER-phagy receptor (gene Tex264). The coding region runs from base 684 to 1601 and encodes 305 amino acids. Gene Ontology annotation, biological process: protein-DNA covalent cross-linking repair; reticulophagy. Lineage: Eukaryota; Metazoa; Chordata; Mammalia; Rodentia; Bathyergidae. Gene Ontology annotation, cellular component: replication fork; nucleus; autophagosome membrane. The transcript has 6 exons. The record is from RefSeq and is a predicted model, not a curated record.